This is a messenger RNA of Xiphophorus hellerii (green swordtail), 1638 nucleotides long. RefSeq lists its product as uncharacterized. Gene Ontology annotation, biological process: positive regulation of T cell proliferation; T cell costimulation; immune response. The transcript has 2 exons. NCBI's taxonomy places the organism in Eukaryota, Metazoa, Chordata, Actinopteri, Cyprinodontiformes, Poeciliidae. Gene Ontology annotation, cellular component: external side of plasma membrane. The record is from RefSeq and is a predicted model, not a curated record. The coding region runs from base 19 to 849 and encodes 276 amino acids.
GGUUGCAGUGUGUGAGGAAUGAUGUUCCUGAUGUUCUGCUGCCUCUCCUCCUCUUCCUCUCUCAGGAUGAAGAUGAUCUCCAGGAUCCUGCUGCUCCUCAUCCUCAGCUCAUGUCUCUGUGCAGCAACAUUUGUAGUGAAUGUGACACAGAGCAGCUAUCAGGCAGAGGAGAACCACAGCAUCACUCUGGAGUGGACCUUCACCACCAAGACUCACACAUCGACCGACUCCUUCUUCAUAAACUGUGAUCUGAUCACUGAUCACGGAGUCCUUGUCCUCUAUCAUGUAUAUAAAGGUGUUGAGCUGUCAGAGUUUCAGGAUGAACAGUUUUCAGGACGAGUCCAGAGUGACAAAGACGUCCUCACAGAAGGACGAAUCAGACUCCAUGUGUCCAGACUGAGGACUGAAGACUCUGGUCUGUAUCUGUGUGACUUAAAGACAAAUGAUGGAUUUGGGUCUGCAAAAUGUCAGGUUAAAGUUCACCUUCAAUCUCAGAUGGAAAAGAAACAGGGACUUCUCUCGUCAGUUAUGUCAACCAAACGUAACGUCAAACCUCAGGGAACGACUGUGAAUCCACAACCAAUGGUUUGGGGACGGAUUCCCAUCUAUAUAUUAGCAGGACUGACAGCAGCAUUCCCUGCAGCUCUAUUGGUCAAAGUGCUGCUUCGCGCUAAAUUAUCCAUCUUUAACAAAGCUCCUAUAAAAACUGUAGACCUUUCUGCCUGUUUCAGCAGCAACAUUUGUAGUGAAUGUGACUGUCGGAGUAAAUUCCUCUUGUCUCUGUGCUCCACCAGGUCCGUUAACCAGUUUCAGGACUUGACCAGAACCCCUGAGUAUAAAUUACCUUGAGAAAUAAUGAGGUUUUAUAUAUAAAAACAGGCUGAAAAAUGAUCAAAUGUUACAAGCCAUACAUGUCAUACAAACGGAACAGAUACAGAGUUUCAUUCACCGUCCAGCGCUGAUGGUGAAUGAAACUCUGUAUCAUUCACCGUGAUGAUACAGAUCACGGUGAAUGAUACAGUCCUUAGGGACACCAAGUGAGGUGAAGGCUGUAGGGCGAGUUUAGCUUUUAUUCUUCUCUGCAAUCUGUUUCCUCCCAAAAGGGUAGUCUAAUCAGUUUCAGUCUGUUUAUGUAUGACUGAGAGCAGACACACAUAAAGUUAUAUAAGCUGCAGCGUGGAAGCAGAUAAGAAAAAAAGACAGAACCUACAACAUGACACAGAGCAGUUAUCAGUCAGAGGAGAACCACAGCAUCACUCUGGAGUGGACCUUCACCAAGACUCACACAUCGACUGACUCCUUCAUAAACUGUGAUCUGAUCAUGAAGUCCUUGUCCUCUAUCAUGUAUAUGAAGGUGUUGAGCUUCCAGAUUGUCAGCAUGAACAGUUUUCAGGACGAGUCCAGAUUGACAAAGACGUCCUCAGAGAAGGACGAAUCAGACUCCAUGUGUCCAGACUGAGGACUGAAGACUCUGGUCUGUAUCUGUGUGACGUGAAAACUGAAGAUGGAUUCAACUCUGGAAGAUGUCAAGUCAGUUCUCUUUCAUAAUAAAAUAUUUAUGAUCUGAUUGUUAUUACACUACCAGGCAUGUCUGUACUGUUGUGAACUAAAUAAAAUGUAUCCAGUUUGCAAGCAAUA